UUCGACACCUGUCAUCUAGACACCUCAAAAAAACUGGCACUUGCUAUUGUUGUAGUAACGUUAAUUAAUUAAAAUUUAACGGAAUUAAAUUUUAAUUAUUUUUUUUUUAUUGAAAUAUGAAUGAAAUAGAAAGCUUACGACAAAGAGUCAAAGAGCUCGAAAAUGAGCUGCAAGAAAAGGAAGCUAAAGAUGCGAUAGUAACAAGGAAAAAGAUUGAACAUAUGUCAGAUGAAGUGGUGGAUUCGAAUCCAUAUAGUCGAUUGAUGGCAUUGAAGCGUAUGGGUAUUGUUGAAAAUUAUGAAAAAAUACGAGAAUUAACGAUAGCUAUAGUUGGAAUUGGUGGUGUUGGUAGUGUAACAGCAGAAAUGUUGACAAGAUGCGGUAUCGGAAAGUUAAUACUGUUUGAUUAUGAUAGUGUAGAACUUGCAAAUAUGAAUAGAUUAUUUUUCCAACCAUAUCAAGCAGGGCAGAGUAAAGUGGAGGCUGCAGCAAAUACCUUACGUUAUAUAAAUCCUGAUGUGGAAAUUGAAAUACAUAAUUAUAACAUUACAACUGUCAAUCAUUUUCAAGAUUUUAUGAAUACAAUAAAAUAUUCCAGUUUGCAAAAUGGUUCAGUCGACUUGAUACUGAGUUGUGUCGAUAAUUUUGAAGCUCGUAUGGCAAUAAAUACUGCUUGUAAUGAACUUAACCAGAAAUGGUUUGAAAGUGGUGUAUCUGAAAAUGCAGUGUCCGGUCACAUUCAAUUUAUUAUACCUGGUGAAACAGCUUGUUUUGCAUGUGCUCCACCUUUGAUUGUAGCAUCUAGUAUUGAUGAGAAAACUUUGAAACGUGAAGGAGUAUGUGCUGCAUCAUUACCUACUACGAUGGGUAUUGUAGCAGGAUUUUUGGUGCAAAAUACUUUAAAGUUUUUGCUAAAAUUUGGCAAAGUAUCUCAUUAUUUAGGUUACAAUGCUAUGGAAGACUUCUUUCCCACUAUGACUUUGCGGCCAAAUCCAAAUUGUGAUGAUGCAUAUUGUAAACAAAGGCAAAAAGAAUAUUUGAUAAAGCCAAAAAUCCAACAGAAGCAAACUACUAUUAUUGAGAAACCUGUACACGAAGAUAAUGAAUGGGGAAUCAGCUUGGUCGAUGAAUGGAGUGAUCAUUCAGAUAAAAAAACAUGUACAUCAUCAACCUCAGGUGUGCGACAGGCAUAUACUGUACCAAUACCUACCCAUGCAACCAAUUCAGAACAAACUGUUCCUGAAUCUACAGGAUUAAGUUUAGAAGAAUUAAUGGCAGAGAUGAAAUCAAUUUGA
This is a messenger RNA of Cyphomyrmex costatus, 1295 nucleotides long. RefSeq names its product Ubiquitin-like activating enzyme 5 (gene Uba5). Gene Ontology annotation, molecular function: UFM1 activating enzyme activity. The transcript is spliced from 6 exons. Gene Ontology annotation, biological process: protein ufmylation. The record is from RefSeq and is a predicted model, not a curated record. The coding region runs from base 117 to 1295 and encodes 392 amino acids. Lineage: Eukaryota; Metazoa; Arthropoda; Insecta; Hymenoptera; Formicidae. Gene Ontology annotation, cellular component: cytosol; cytoplasm.